AUGCCCCCAGCUAGGACCCCUGCCCACCCAGCCCUGAGCCAGUGGGCAGAUCUGGGCCAUCACAUCAAGCCUGAGCAAGGUGCCCAGCAGAGUGCCACGGUGGCCAACCCGGUGCCCGGCUCCAACCCAGACCUGCUUCCCCACUUCCUGGUGGAGCCCGAGGACGUGUACAUAGUCAAGAACAAGCCGGUGCUGCUGGUGUGCAAGGCCACGCCCGCCACGCAGAUCUUCUUCAAGUGCAACGGGGAGUGGGUGCGCCAGGUGGACCAUGUGAUUGAGCGCAGCACGGAUGGGAGCAGCGGACUGCCCUCCAUGGAGGUCCGCAUCAACGUGUCGCGGCAGCAGGUGGAGAAGGUGUUCGGGCUGGAGGAGUUCUGGUGUCAGUGCGUGGCGUGGAGUUCCUCGGGCACCACCAAGAGUCAGAAGGCCUACAUCCGCAUUGCCUAUUUGCGGAAGAACUUUGAGCAGGAGCCCCUGGCCAAGGAGGUGUCGCUGGAGCAGGGCAUCGUGCUGCCCUGCCGCCCACCGGAGGGCAUCCCCCCAGCCGAGGUGGAGUGGCUCCGGAACGAGGACCUCGUGGACCCAUCCAUGGACCCCAACGUGUACAUCACACGGGAGCAUAGCCUGGUGGUGCGACAGGCCCGCCUGGCCGACACGGCCAACUACACCUGCGUGGCCAAGAACAUCGUGGCUCGUCGCCGCAGCGCCUCCGCUGCUGUCAUCGUCUAUGUGGAUGGCAGCUGGAGCCCAUGGAGCAAGUGGUCGGCCUGUGGGCUCGACUGUACCCACUGGCGCAGCCGUGAGUGCUCAGACCCCGCACCCCGCAAUGGAGGCGAGGAGUGCCAAGGCGCUGACCUGGAUACCCGCAAUUGUACCAGCGACCUCUGUGUGCACACUGCUUCUGGCCCAGAGGACGUGGCCCUCUAUGUGGGCCUCAUAGCCGUGGCUGUGUGCCUCCUCUUGCUGCUGCUCGUCCUCAUUCUUGUGUACUGCCGCAAGAAGGAGGGACUGGACUCGGACGUGGCCGACUCGUCCAUCCUCACCUCAGGCUUCCAGCCCGUCAGCAUCAAGCCCAGCAAAGCAGACAGUCCCCAUCUGCUCACCAUCCAGCCAGACCUCAGCACCACCACCACCACCUACCAGGGCAGCCUGUGUCCCCGGCAAGAUGGGCCCAGCCCCAAGUUCCAGCUCACCAACGGGCACCUGCUCAGCCCCCUGGGCAGCGGCCGCCACACGCUGCACCACAGCUCGCCCACCUCGGACGCGGAGGACUUCGUCUCCCGCCUCUCCACCCAGAACUACUUCCGCUCCCUGCCCCGCGGCACCAGCAACAUGGCCUAUGGGACCUUCAACUUCCUCGGGGGCCGGCUGAUGAUCCCUAAUACAGGCAUCAGCCUCCUCAUCCCCCCGGACGCCAUACCCCGAGGAAAGAUCUACGAGAUCUACCUCACACUGCACAAGCCGGAAGACGUGAGGUUGCCCCUAGCUGGCUGUCAGACCCUGCUGAGUCCCAUCGUUAGCUGUGGGCCCCCCGGAGUCCUGCUCACACGGCCCGUCAUCCUCACCAUGGACCACUGUGGGGAGCCCAGCCCCGAGAGCUGGAGCCUGCGCCUCAAAAAGCAGUCCUGCGAAGGCAGCUGGGAGGACGUGCUGCACCUGGGUGAGGAGGCGCCCUCUCACCUCUACUACUGCCAGCUAGAGGCCGGCGCCUGCUACGUCUUCACGGAGCAGCUGGGCCGCUUCGCCCUGGUGGGAGAGGCCCUCAGCGUGGCUGCCGCCAAGCGCCUCAAGCUGCUCCUGUUCGCCCCAGUGGCCUGCACCUCCCUCGAGUACAAUAUCCGAGUCUACUGCCUGCACGACACCCAUGACGCACUCAAGGAGGUGGUACAGCUGGAGAAACAGCUGGGAGGACAGCUGAUCCAGGAGCCCCGCGUCCUGCACUUCAAGGACAGCUACCACAACCUGCGCUUGUCCAUCCACGAUGUGCCCAGCUCCCUGUGGAAGAGCAAGCUCCUCGUCAGCUACCAGGAGAUCCCCUUUUAUCACAUCUGGAAUGGCACACAGCAGUACCUGCACUGCACUUUCACCCUGGAGCGUGUCAGCCCCAGCACCAGCGACCUGGCCUGCAAGGUGUGGGUGUGGCAGGUGGAGGGCGAUGGGCAGAGCUUCAACGUCAACUUCAACAUCACCAAGGACACAAGAUUCACUGAGCUGCUGGUCCUGGAGAGUGAAGGGGGGGUCCCAGCCCUAGUGGGCCCCAGUGCCUUCAAGAUCCCCUUCCUCAUUCGGCAGAAGAUAAUUACCAGCCUGGACCCGCCCUGCAGUCGGGGUGCCGACUGGCGGACUCUGGCCCAGAAACUCCACCUGGACAGCCAUCUCAGCUUCUUUGCCUCCAAGCCCAGCCCCACAGCCAUGAUCCUCAACCUGUGGGAGGCACGGCACUUCCCCAACGGCAACCUCAGCCAGCUGGCGGCAGCAGUGGCCGGACUGGGCCAGCCAGAUGCCGGCCUCUUCACAGUGUCAGAGGCCGAGUGCUGAGGCCGGCGAGGCCCACAACGCCUACACUCUCACCAGCUUUGGCGCCCGCCAGGAACAGGCAGAAGCCAAGACAGGGCCCUUCCCCACCACCGGGGAGAGCUGCGCGGACAGGCCCCCUCCUGGCAGACGCGAUCCCCUCUCACUGGCCCUUUCAGACCCUGCCCGCACUCCCUCCCCGCCACGGCCUGCGUGGCCAGGCUGGCAUUGCCACCUGCUCUGACUCUGCCCGGGCACCCCGGGUCCCAGGGUGGAUGGCGCCUGGAGCCCAGGCUGGAACCAGCCCAUUGGUGUGUGUGUCUGUGCGUGUGAUGUUACCUCUCCUCCUGCCCCGGCCAGGGGGCCGCAUACACACAGGCAGGCACGCACGCGAUGGGCUCGGGACGUGGCCCCAGAGCUCCUGCCUGAGCUGGAUCUUAUGCAAACAUUUCCGUGCCUGCUGGGUAGGGGCACAUCUGAGGGGCUCGGCUCCAAGCCUUCGGGACUGAAGGCCACAGCUGAACAGGGGGCGGCCCCUGCAUUCAGGCACACAACCACCACACGGCCAUGUACCCACGCAUGUCCUGUGUGCUCCUGUCACCCGUGUCCCCCCUGACACGCAUCUCAUGCCGUACACCCAGAGGCUGCUCACGUCUCUCAGGCCCGGUGUCAGCCCACACCUGCCUCUCACAUGCUGCCCUUCUCCCACCCACCCAGGGACACCCAAUGGCUCCUCCCUGUUCCCCUCUCCUGCCCCCAGCCAUGAGGAGCCCUGCCCAACAGGGCAUGUGAAUAUGCAAUGGGAGUCCCGGGCUGGACAAUGGCGAGUGUGUGUGCCAUGGUGUGCCCAUUCCUGGGGCUGGCAGGUGCCCCAUGUGGGGCCUGUGGUGUGAAGUUUGUGCCCUGACUCUGUUUUAAGUGCAUUCGUGCACUUACACUUGGCCUUAUGUACACAGCCUUGCCCGGCCGC
Dama dama (fallow deer) is the source of this 3484-nucleotide messenger RNA. It is a transcript of the gene UNC5A, whose product is annotated as unc-5 netrin receptor A. Gene Ontology annotation, biological process: netrin-activated signaling pathway; anterior/posterior axon guidance. Gene Ontology annotation, molecular function: protein binding; netrin receptor activity. Bases 1 to 2538 code for a protein of 845 amino acids. Gene Ontology annotation, cellular component: membrane. Lineage: Eukaryota; Metazoa; Chordata; Mammalia; Artiodactyla; Cervidae. The transcript is spliced from 15 exons. The record is from RefSeq and is a predicted model, not a curated record.